AUGGCGGCGGCGGCGGGCGGCGGGAACCUCCCCAUGCGGCUGCUGCGCAGGAAGCUCCAGAAGCACAGCCUCAAGCUUCGUCGGCGCAAUUUGGCUUUGCAGGCGGCCGCCGGCCAAACAGGAACGGUAGCUGUAAACAUCUCAGAAGAUGCUUCCCCCAUCCCAAAACCUGCAGCAGAGGAACAUAAAACAGAGGAUGUGGAACAGGCUGAUGUAGUACUCCAUGGUGAAGAACCAGGAGACACAAAGCCUCCUGGAUUGAAGAAGAAGAAAAAGAAAAGGAAAAUUGUGAAUAAUACAGAAAACGAAACUAAAAAAACAAAAAUGGAGGCGGGUGCUGAAGAAGAAGACUUCAAUGGAGAGUCCAAAGAAGAAAACCUGGGAAGUCCAGAUGAGAAGGAAGUGGCUGAGGAUGCUGAUGGGCCUGCUUUACCUUUAGGGCUAACAGGUGCUUUUGAGGAUACGUCAUUUGCUUCUCUAGCUGGGCUCGUCAGUGAGAACACUUUGAAAGGAAUAGCUGACAUGGCCUUCACGCACAUGACAGAAAUUCAGCAUAAGAGUAUUAAACCGCUUUUGGAGGGCAGAGAUAUUCUGGCAGCUGCAAAAACUGGCAGCGGGAAAACCCUGGCAUUUCUUAUUCCAGCAAUAGAACUUAUCUACAAGUUGAAAUUCAUGCCUAGAAACGGAACGGGAGUCCUCAUCCUUUCACCUACCCGUGAGCUUGCCAUGCAAACCUAUGGCGUUCUUAAAGAACUGUUGACUUACCAUGUUCACACCUUCGGCUUGGUAAUGGGAGGCAGUAAUAGAUCUGCGGAAGCACAGAAACUUGCAAAUGGCAUAAACAUCAUUGUGGCCACACCAGGCAGACUUCUAGACCACAUGCAGAAUACCCCAGGAUUUAUGUAUAAGAACUUGCAGUGUCUGAUCAUCGAUGAGGCUGAUAGAAUUUUAGAGGUUGGGUUUGAGGAAGAAAUGAAGCAGAUCAUAAAACUUCUGCCAAAACGUAGGCAGACCAUGCUGUUCUCUGCCACACAAACCCGGAAGGUUGAAGACCUGGCAAAGAUUUCUCUUAAGAAGGAGCCGUUGUACGUUGGAGUUGAUGAUAAUAAAGAGGUGGCCACUGUAGAUGGUCUUGAGCAGGGUUACGUGAUGUGUCCAUCAGAAAAGAGGUUUCUCCUGCUCUUCACAUUCCUCAAGAAGAAUCGGAAAAAGAAGCUGAUGGUUUUCUUUUCUUCAUGUAUGUCUGUGAAGUACCACUAUGAACUUCUGAACUAUAUUGACCUGCCAGUCCUGGCCAUUCAUGGCAAGCAGAAACAAACCAAGCGCACAACCACUUUUUUCCAGUUCUGCAAUGCGGACUCUGGUAUCCUGUUGUGCACGGAUGUAGCAGCCCGUGGGCUAGAUAUUCCUGAGGUUGACUGGAUAGUUCAGUAUGACCCACCAGAUGAUCCAAAGGAAUACAUUCAUCGUGUCGGUAGAACUGCCCGUGGGAUCAACGGGAGAGGACACGCUCUGCUUAUUUUAAGGCCUGAAGAGCUGGGUUUCCUGCGUUACCUAAAGCAAGCCAGGGUACCAUUAAAUGAAUUUGAAUUUUCCUGGACCAAAAUUUCAGACAUCCAGUCUCAGCUGGAGAAAUUGAUAGAGAAAAACUAUUUCCUUCACAAGUCUGCCCAAGAAGCAUACAAAGCCUAUAUUAGAGCAUACGAUUCUCAUUCACUGAAGCAGAUCUACAGUGUCAAUAACUUGGAUCUUAACAAGGUUGCCCUGUCUUUUGGCUUCAAGGUCCCACCGUUUGUAGAUCUCAAUGUCAACAGCAGCCAUGGGAGGAGACUGCAGAAAAGAGGUGGCGGUGGAGGGUUUGGCUAUCAGAAGUCAAAGAAUGUCCAGAAAUGCAGAAUCUUCAAGCAGAUUAACAAGAAAAAAACAGACAACAGACAAUUUUGUCGCUGAUGUGCAUACUUAGUACUCUUUGAAAUGGC
Euleptes europaea (tarantolino) is the source of this 1979-nucleotide messenger RNA. It is a transcript of the gene DDX18, whose product is annotated as DEAD-box helicase 18. Gene Ontology annotation, biological process: maturation of LSU-rRNA from tricistronic rRNA transcript (SSU-rRNA, 5.8S rRNA, LSU-rRNA). Gene Ontology annotation, molecular function: nucleic acid binding; ATP binding; RNA helicase activity. The record is from RefSeq and is a predicted model, not a curated record. Lineage: Eukaryota; Metazoa; Chordata; Lepidosauria; Squamata; Sphaerodactylidae. Bases 1 to 1950 code for a protein of 649 amino acids. The transcript is spliced from 14 exons. Gene Ontology annotation, cellular component: nucleolus.